CCGCGCCCGGCUGCGCGCCGGCCGACCGGCCAUGGCAGGAGCCGGAGGCGGCGGCUGCCCUGCGGGCGGCAACGACUUGCAGUGGUGUUUCUCGCAGGUCAAGGGGGCCGUGGACGAGGACGUGGCGGAAGCUGAUGUCAUCUCGACUGUGGAGUUUAGUCACUCUGGAGACCUUCUUGCAACAGGAGACAAGGGCGGCAGAGUGGUUAUUUUCCAGCGGGAACAAGAGAAUAAAAGCCGCCCUCAUUCCAGGGGGGAAUAUAACGUUUACAGUACCUUUCAAAGUCACGAACCAGAGUUUGACUAUUUGAAGAGUCUAGAAAUUGAAGAAAAAAUUAAUAAGAUUAGGUGGCUACCACAACAGGGCGCUGCUCGUUUUCUGCUCUCUACAAACGAUAAAACUAUUAAAUUAUGGAAAAUAAGUGAACGGGAUAAAAGAGCAGAAGGCUAUAACUUAAAAGAUGAAGAUGGACGACUUCGAGAUCCACUUAGAAUCACGGCACUACGGGUCCCAAUAUUGAAGCCCAUGGACCUCAUGGUAGAAGCAAGUCCACGACGAGUUUUUGCAAAUGCUCACACAUAUCAUAUAAAUUCCAUUUCAGUAAAUAGUGAUCAUGAAACGUAUCUUUCUGCAGAUGACCUGAGAAUUAAUCUAUGGCAUUUAGAAAUCACAGACAGAAGUUUUAACAUCGUGGACAUCAAGCCUGCCAACAUGGAAGAGCUGACAGAGGUGAUCACAGCGGCCGAGUUCCACCCGCACCAGUGUAACGUGCUCGUCUACAGCAGCAGCAAGGGGACCAUCAGACUGUGCGACAUGCGCUCCUCCGCCCUGUGCGACCGCCACUCCAAGUUUUUUGAAGAGCCGGAAGACCCCAGCAGUAGGUCCUUCUUCUCAGAAAUAAUCUCUUCUGUGUCCGACGUGAAAUUCAGCCACAGCGGCCGGUACAUGAUGACCCGAGACUACCUGUCGGUGAAGGUGUGGGACCUCAACAUGGAGAGCCGGCCUGUCGAGACCCACCAGGUCCACGAGUACCUUCGAAGCAAGCUGUGUUCCCUGUACGAAAAUGACUGCAUCUUUGACAAGUUUGAGUGCUGCUGGAACGGCUCCGACAGUGCAAUCAUGACUGGGUCCUACAACAACUUCUUCAGAAUGUUCGAUAGGACUACAUGGAGGGAUGUUACGCUGGAAGCUUCCAGGGAGAACAGCAAGCCUCGCGCCAGCUUGAAGCCUCGCAGAGUGUGUGCAGGUGGGAAGAGAAAGAAGGACGAGGUGAGCGUGGACAGCCUGGACUUCAGCAAGAAGAUUCUGCACACAGCCUGGCACCCAGUGGAGAACAUCAUUGCCGUGGCUGCCACCAAUAACCUGUACAUAUUCCAGGACAAGGCCAACUAAGGAGGCAGCGGGACCUGCGUCUCGUGCAGAAUCGCGCCUGCUCGUUUGGUGCCAGAGGACAGGCGACAUCCUCUCUGUGAAGAGCAGGGACGCCCUCCUGCCUCCGCCCAGACUGCACGGGCUGGCCGCGCGGGUGCCCGCGGGCUUCUGCUUCAGCAAGGUGAGCCCUGGGUGUCGCUGCUCAGGUGAGAAGCCCGCUCGAAGCAGAGUGAUGGACAGGACUCAGAAGAGGCCAUUGCUAAAAUAAACAUAUUUAUUGAAGUCUGAGCCUUCCUUCCAAUUUAUAGACCAAAAGUUAACAUCCAAGAGGAAAGCUGUCAGAUUCAGUGUCUGCUCCUGUCGAGCUCUCCUCCUCCUCUGCUGUCAUCCUGGGGCCUCCACGUGCGUGGCUGCUGCCCGCCUUCCCUCGGCCUCUCUCAGCCCAGGCAGAGCCUCGGCCGGCGCGGAGAUUCGGCCGAGCGGGCUCAGGCCGCUUUACUCCCAUCGCGCCUCUGGUGUAACCGCCUAAUAAAAGCAACACACUCUAAAAAGUGUUUUUAAGUCCAAAAUCAGUAUCGUCUUUUUAUUUGAUUUAAUUGCAUAUAAUGAAAUUAUGCAGAAUUCAACUUUAAAAAUCUUUUGUCCUUCGUUAACAGAAUGGUGGAACGUGUGCAGUACUUCAAACUCUGAACGUAUGUAUCCACAAACUUCCAUAACUUUUUUGUUUCUGUAGAAAUGGUACAUCUGACACACCAGGUAAGGUCUGGAAAGAGCCUUAACUGCAGCUGCCGCUGAGAAAGAAAAUCCCAAGGAGUAGUAACAGAAUCGCUGCUGAAAAAGUAACACGUGGUUUAAAGUAUGCCUCAAAUUCACUGCAGUUGAACACUUACGUGCUUUUUAAACCUUUGUAACAGUACUUCGUGGGAAGAGGGUAACAGGCUUCUAAAAACUGCUGGAAUUAUAUGCAUGACGAAUUUCACUGCAUUUCAAGGCAGCAAAAAUUAAACAAUUUUAAUUAUUAUGUAAUGCCACCAGUACCUUGGUGGUUUACUUUAAAAGUAGGUUGAUAUCGGAAAUCAAGAUUUCCCAAGACAAAAAAAUACAGAGGUAACAACACUAAGUGAUUGGCGCUUGCUGCCGUGAAAUUUCACACAGGAGCCCGAGACCCAGUCCUCCAGGGGACGGGACAGCUGGGGCUCACGUGCUGCUCUUGAAAUUAAGGUGUAUUUUGGUUACUGGUGAUAUGGAGAUGCAAGAACAAAUGUCUUGUCAACUCAUUCCCCUGAAUUAAUGUUAACAGGAUGCCACGUUAGCUCACAUUACGUCGGAAAUAGAGAAUCAGCAAGUCCAUUUAUUUUAAUUUAAAGGUAAUUCUAUUACUGCGUAUUGGUUGACGCAGUUCACAAACCUGAGAUGUGGAACAGAGUUGUCUAAGUAUCAGUCAACCCUGGCCCUUAAGGUAAAGCAGUUCUAGUAAGAUGGGGUUGUAUUUACUUGUUCAACUAUUUUGACCAAAAAGUUUAAUAAAUUUCAGAUGUUUUACCAGA
Molecule: messenger RNA, 2919 nt
Organism: Globicephala melas (long-finned pilot whale)
Lineage: Eukaryota; Metazoa; Chordata; Mammalia; Artiodactyla; Delphinidae
Gene: PPP2R2D
Product: protein phosphatase 2 regulatory subunit Bdelta
Cellular component (GO): cytosol; protein phosphatase type 2A complex
Molecular function (GO): protein binding; protein phosphatase regulator activity
Source: RefSeq, a predicted model, not a curated record